AUGGUUUAUCGUAGCAACCUCAACACGAUCGCCAGUCGUAUCCCUGGCUUGAUUGCCGUCGCUCCUAAGCCUCGAGUGCCGCCAUGCGUCGUCGCUGCGCAAGGGAGGUUUCCGAAAGCCAGAGCGAUGACUCUGAUGCCCCAGUUCCACCGAGGCCCUUCCGCGAUUAAACGACUGCUGGAUGACUACGAUCGUUAUCUAUCAGGGCAUGCCCUCGAUCCGCAUCCCCGGGCAUACGCACCCACCUUCGACAUGCGCGAAUCGAAGGAUACCUACCAGCUGGAAGGGGAGCUCCCGGCGUGA
Molecule: messenger RNA, 303 nt
Organism: Aspergillus nomiae NRRL 13137
Lineage: Eukaryota; Fungi; Ascomycota; Eurotiomycetes; Eurotiales; Aspergillaceae
Product: heat shock protein Hsp20/Hsp26
Exons: 1
Coding region: 1-303 (100 amino acids)
Source: RefSeq, a predicted model, not a curated record